GUGCUGGAGGGCAAAGACCUUCCCGCUGCUGAUCGCGGGGGGACGUCGGACCCCUACCUGGAGGUGAAGAUAGGGGACAAGACCGUGACUACCCAGAUCCAGAUGAAAACUUUGAAUCCCGUCUGGGAUCAGAAGUUCUACUGGGAGAACGUGAGGCUCACUGAUGUCAUUCAGGUGAGCGUGUGGGAUUAUGACAGGUUCUCCAAGAACGAUAUGAUCGGAACUUGCGAGAUCAGCCUCUCCUCUUUCGAGCUCAACAUCGUCAAGGACAGAUGGUACUCCGUAGAUAUG
Guillardia theta CCMP2712 is the source of this 291-nucleotide messenger RNA. RefSeq lists its product as hypothetical. The annotation marks the transcript as partial. The record is from RefSeq and is a predicted model, not a curated record. NCBI's taxonomy places the organism in Eukaryota, Cryptophyceae, Pyrenomonadales, Geminigeraceae. The transcript has a single exon.